CACUGAGCAAAUGUAUUCACUUCAUUGAGUUAUUCAGCGUUGCUUGGCUCACGUUGUAAUCAGCAUUGAAAUUAAUUUCUGAUUCAUCCAAUCUUCGUUUUGUUUCCUAUAAAUUUAAAUUAGAGCAUAACAUGCACAGAAUCUAUCCAUGGCUCAUUCUAAUAACUGCUGCUAUGAGUGUUAUCUUUCUAGGAGGAAAGCGUAGAGCAUUUGGAAUAUUUGUUGCUAAACUGCACUCAGAAUUUAAUCAGACCAGUUUAGCUGAAUUAAACUGGAUCGGUGAUUCAUACGCCGCGGUGGGCUAUUUAAGUACAACACUGACUACGUCAGUUAUACUGACGAGUGGCCGCUGGUAUGGUUUAUCACAGUUUUUUGGAGCUUGUUUUGUUCUCCUUGCUUGCAUAACUAGUGCUUUUGUACCGAGUCCACACUGGUUAUUUUUAACGCACACAUUAUUUCAUGGCAUCGGUUCAUCUCUUGUAUUGAGUACGUCUGGUCUCGUUGUCAAUGAACAUUUCGAUAAAAAUCAUGAUUAUCAUAUACUAGCAACAACAUUAGUAUCUGGUGGUUCAGUUGCUUCAAUAUUAUUUGUCGAAUUAUAUGCUGUUCUAAUAGAUUAUCAUGGAUGGCGGUUGGCGUUCAUUGUACUCGGUGUAUUAUACUUUUUUGUAUUAUUACUUGGUGCAUUUGUAUUCCGUAAAGACUCUACAAAAUCGGAUUAUCAAAAUAAUAAAACAGAUGGAUGUAUUCGACUGCACAUGCAUUGGCAACAAAGGAUACUGUUGAUACUUUGGACAGUAGACAGAAUUAUCACGAGUAUUGUAACAUAUGGUAUGCUGUUAAAUCUUGCCGACUAUAUGUAUAGACAUGAAUCUUCACUACAAAAAAGUGUACUACUCACAAAUUUAUUUGCUGCUGGCGAAGCAACAACAUAUUUAAUUGGAGCUUCUUUAACUGCACUGACCAAGGAUUUCUUAAAAAAUCGUCUUAAAUACAUUUUAAUUGGAACAAGUAUUGGUAUGGCGUUUGGUUUAGUAACAUGGGAGUUUGUAGCUUUCAGUCAUUCAUUGAGUUCAUUUUUAUCCUAUGCAACAGGAUUUUGUCUUGGACCAUCGGUGACAUUCUUAUUUCCUGCUGGUGAAGAAAUGACUUUAUUACCAGGUCAUUUAGCCUAUCCCUUCUCUUUAGGUGGAAUGGGUAUUGGAAUGGCAUUAUCACCGAUUCUUUCCGCCUUCAUUGCACAAACAUUUAAAUAUAGAUGGUUUUUCUUAGUUCAAGGUAUCAUUGUUAUCAUUAAAUGUGUCUGUCUAAUAUGUUCAUGGAUGAUAUUGAAAAAUUUAACAAAAUCUGAUAGGUCUAUUGUUGAAACAGAAUCAAUUCAUGAAGAAUCAAAAAUAUCCACUGAUAAAUGUGAUACAACUAGUUGUGAAUCAAAAGUUAAUUUUAAAAUCUAUGAUAAUUUAUCACCGGAUAUUUGUUCUUCCACCAGCAGUGAAACAGAAUACCUUAUUAGUCCAAUCACACAAAAACGUCCAGUUUCUAAAGCCGUAUUUUAA
This is a messenger RNA of Trichobilharzia szidati, 1556 nucleotides long. The record is from the annotation of a GenBank genome assembly. NCBI's taxonomy places the organism in Eukaryota, Metazoa, Platyhelminthes, Trematoda, Strigeidida, Schistosomatidae.